GUAACUAACAGAUAAGAUCGAAAGAAUAAACAUGAGCGAGGACAAAGUAGGUUCAUUAGUGGAAGAAGCUUUAAAACGUAAAGAACGUUUGCAAGCACUUAAAAAAAAGAAUGAAGAAGGCAAAGAUGCAAAGGCAGAUUCUCCCAGUAAAUUACCAAUGCCAAAAUUUCGUAGUUAUAAGCCACAAGAUGAAAGUCUCAAGGAGAAGGUUUUGGAAGAUGCAAAACCGGGCGAUGUUGAAACAGAAGUUCAAGAUCAAUUAAAUGCUGCAAAAACUAAAGUUGUUAUCGAAGAACUUGAUAUAAGUAAUUUGGCUCCACGUAAGCCAGAUUGGGACUUAAAAAGAGAUGUUUCUAAGAAAUUGGAAAAAUUAGAAAGAAGAACUCAAAAGGCAAUUGCUGAAUUAAUCAGAGAACGUCUUAAACAAGACCAACAUAAUUUAGCGACGAUGGUAAAUAUGAUGAUGGUAAAUACGAUAGAAAAAGAGGAAAAAAAUAAAACUUGGCAGUAAUAUAUAUUACUGUUAUUUUCUUUUUUUUUUUUUUUUUUUUUUUUUCUUUUUAAGUAAUUAUUCCAU
Vespa crabro (European hornet) is the source of this 577-nucleotide messenger RNA. Its product is annotated as coiled-coil domain-containing protein 12. Bases 32 to 511 code for a protein of 159 amino acids. The transcript has 3 exons. Gene Ontology annotation, cellular component: U2-type spliceosomal complex; post-mRNA release spliceosomal complex. NCBI's taxonomy places the organism in Eukaryota, Metazoa, Arthropoda, Insecta, Hymenoptera, Vespidae. The record is from RefSeq and is a predicted model, not a curated record.